AGAAAUGAAUAACGGUCCGCUGGAGCCACCUCGAAAAGCCGCAACCCCGGCAAUUAGCUAGCUGUACGAGCUGCUAGCUGCCCAAAAUACCUACCUGAAGCCCUUUGCUUUGUAUGGAAGCAGUCAGCAUCACCAACGGGGUUCAUGUGCCGUCGCGAUAAUGAGGAGCCUUAUUGUGCUGUCACUGCUGCUGCUCAACAUACAUCAUGUUAUAUCAGCACCCAAAGGCGUCACUGCCAGCCUUAAAGCCAAGUGGAGCAUGACACCUUUCCUCCUGGAGACAAGCGAGUUUAUUGGGGAAGAUGGGAAUGAGAAAUUCUGGCAGUUUGUUGACACUGUGAAAGAACUCACUGUAUACAAGCAAGGAGAGUCUGUGCGCUCCUACUACAACUUGAUCAUUAAGAAGGCUGGCCAGUUCCUCACCAUCCUUCAAGUUAAUCUCCUCAGAUUUGCUCUGGCCCUCCGGUCCUAUUCACCAGCUGUUCAUGCAUCCCAACAGAUAGCCAGUGAUGAGCCUCCGCCUGAGGCUUGCCCUGCCUUUGUCUCCAUCCAUGGUCAACGUAGCUGCAGCACCAAGGACAUCAAGAAGCUCCUGAAGGCAGCUGCAGGCAGGCCAAAACCAUAUUUAUACAAGAAUGAUCACACAUAUCCAGGGGCCAAUAAAACAGAUGUACCAGUUGUGAUCCUGUAUGCUGAGAUUGGAACCAAGAAGUUCAACUCCUUUCAUAAGGUGCUCUCAGAGAAGGCCGAAGAGGGCACGCUUACAUAUGUGCUUCGUCAUUAUGUAGUGGAUCCAAAGCCUCAAAAGAUGCUUUUAUCUGGGUAUGGUGUUGAGCUGGCUAUCAAAAGCACGGAAUACAAAGCUGUGGACGACACCAAAGUAAAAGAUCCAAAGACUGCUGUAAAUGCUGAGGAUGAUGAUAAUGAUGAAGUCCAAGGAUUCUUUUUUGGAACAUUAAAAAAAUCUCACCCUGAACUCCAGGGGCAACUUGUUGAGCUUCGCAAACAUCUGCUUGAAAGCACUAAUGACAUGGCCCCUCUCAAAGUGUGGGAAAUGCAAGAUCUAAGUUUCCAGGCAGCUGCCAGAAUCAUGUCUGUGCCAAAGUUUGAUGCUUUGAAGCUCAUGCGAGACCUCAGUCAGAACUUUCCAAGCAAAGCUAGAUCACUGACAAGAGUGGCCGUAAAGCAGGAAAUGAGAAAAGAAAUUGAGGAGAACCAAAAGCAUCUGAGCGAGACCAUUGGUGUUCACCCGGGAGACGGGGAGCUCUUCAUCAAUGGACUGCGCAUUGAUCUGGACCUUCACAACCCUUUCAGCAUUUUGGACAUCCUCAGAGGAGAAGCCAGGGUCUUGGAGGGACUGCAUAACUUAGGCAUAAAGGGAGAACAUCAAGGCAAACUGCUGAGGUUACCUGUGAACGCUGUGGAUGACAGCUAUGCCUUAGAUAUCAGACAUCCAGCUGUAAUGUGGCUGAAUGACAUUGAGAAUGACUUCAUGUACCACAACUGGCCAGCAGGUGUACAGGAGCUCCUCAGAGCUACCUUUCCUGGAGUCAUCCGGCAGAUCAGACGCAAUUUCUUUAAUCUGGUGCUGUUCCUGGAUCCACUGCAGGAAGAAAGCGUUGAACUGGUGAAGCUGGCAGAGCUUUUCUACAAGCAUAAGAUCCCCCUAAGAAUUGGAUUUGUGUUUGUUGUCAACACCAAAGAUGAGAUUGAUGGCUUCUCAGAUGCAGGGGUUGGAUUUUACCGACUGCUGAAUUACAUUGCAGACGAAUACGAUUUAUCCCAGGCUCUGAUGUCUAUGGUCUCACUGUACAACACAGUAGAUGUAGGGGAGACGCUGUCUGUUGAUAAGGUCUCUUCUUACCUGAAGAGAAAAUUUCCAAAAGCCAAUUCUGAAAGGAUUCUUGGUGUAGACUCCGAGUAUGAUGAUAAAAGAAAGGAUGGUGCCCUCUUCUACAGACAGAGUGGCCUGGGUGCAAUGCCUCUGGCCUUAUUUAAUGGAGUCCCUCUGAGCCCGGAUGAGAUGGACCCAGAGGAGCUGGAGACAGUCAUCCUGCAGCGCAUAAUGGACACCACCACUGCCUUUCAGAGAGCUGUCUUUAUGGGUCAGUUAACUGAAGGCUCAGAUGUGGUGGACUAUCUAAUGGAACAGGCCAAUGUGGUUCCCAGGAUGAACCCUCUUAUUUUAAGCACUGACCGAAAGUACCUCGACUUCACAGCCACCCCAGUUGUAAACGAUUGGGAGGACACAACUAUGUUUUCAUACUUGGACUCCAGAGACAAAACAGCUGUGAUGGCGAAGAGAAUGAAGUACUUCACAAGCAGUGAUGAGGAUGGGAUGACUGCUGUGACCAUGUGGAUAACUGGUGAUUUUGAGAAGGUUUCAGGAAGAAAACUUUUGCUUAAUGCCCUAAAACAUGUGAAGGCCAGUUCUGGAGUGCGCGUGGGGGUGAUAGAUAACCCCAGUGAAAAGCCCAGCGAAGAUAACACCAUACUGUAUAGGGCUAUCUGGGCCUCACUCCUCACCCAGAAGAAUAAGGCUGCAGCAGAGUUUGUGCAUAAACUCUUAAAAGAGGAGAGCCGCCAGCUUCUCCAGCAAGGGACCAAGAUGAAGGACUUACUGAUGCAGGGCAUGGAUGUCGAUGCCUUUGAGAAAAAAUUCAACACGCUGGAAGUUGACUUUAUCCGCAGUCAGCUGCUCUUCUGUCGGGAUGCUCUGAAACUCCGUCCUGGACAGCGGGCAGUGAUCAGCAACGGCAGGAUCCUUGGUCCGUUUGAAGAGCAGGAAGAAUUCACUGUGGAGGAUUUCCACUUGCUGGAGAAGAUUACACUGAGUGGUUCUGCAGAGAAAGUCAAGACCAAAGUUAAACAGAUGGGGAUGAAGCCAAAGCAUGCCAGUGACUUAGUCAUGAAGGUUGAUGCCCUACUAACUGCAGCCCCCAAAGGAGAGGUCCGGAGGGAAGUCCACUUUGUCAAAGACAGCCACAGUGUGCUCCAUCUCUCUCCACGCGAGAAUGAGGUGUUCUAUGACGUCAUGGCCAUCGUCGACCCUCUAACUAGAGAAGCACAGAAGAUUUCCCCUCUGCUGAUUGUGCUCAGUCAAGUGGUCAAUGUGAGACUGCAGGUGUUUAUGAAUUGCAGGGCCAAGUUGUCAGAGCUGCCCCUCAAGAGUUUUUACCGCUUUGUCUUGGAGCCGGAUGUGGCUUUCUUAGCCAACGAUACAGUGUCUCCUGGGCCAGUUGCCCGUUUCAUGGAGCUCCCAGAAUCUCCACUCCUCACCCUGAACAUGAUCACACCAGAGAGCUGGAUGGUGCAGGCUGUGCGCAGCCCUCAUGACUUGGACAACAUCCACUUGCAGGAGGUGAGCGGUGUUGUGGCAGCAGAAUUUGAGCUGGAGCACCUUUUGCUGGAGGGCCACUGCUUUGACCUGUCAACCGGCCAGCCUCCUCGUGGACUGCAGUUUACUCUGGGCAUGAGUCGAGACCCGCUCAUGUAUGACACUAUUGUCAUGGCUAACCUGGGAUAUUUUCAGCUGAAAGCCAAUCCCGGUGCUUGGAUCCUAAGAUUACGUAAAGGGAGAUCAGAAGAAAUCUAUCAGAUUCUCACGCAUGAUGGAACUGAUUCCCCUGCAGAAGCUGGCGAUGUGGUCGUUGUGCUGAAUAGUUUCCACAGUAAGAUCAUCAAAGUGAGGGUGCAGAAGAAGGCAGAGAAGAUCAGUGAAGAUCUUUUAAGUGAAAGUAAUGAAAGCAAAGGCAUCUGGGACUCCAUAGCAAGUGUUUGGAGCACUUUUGAGAAAAGCAUCACAGGUGGUGGGUCAAAGAAGGAUGAUGGAGAAAAGAAAAAAGAGGAUGUUCUGAACAUAUUUUCGGUGGCCUCAGGCCAUCUGUAUGAGCGCUUUCUGAGAAUAAUGAUGCUGUCUGUCCUUCGGCAUACAAAAACACAAGUAAAGUUCUGGUUCCUCAAGAAUUAUCUGUCCCCUUCUUUCAAGGAGACCAUCUCCUACAUGGCAGAGUCAUACGACUUCCAGUAUGAACUAGUGCAGUACAAGUGGCCCCGCUGGCUCCACCAGCAGACUGAGAAGCAGCGGAUUAUCUGGGGAUACAAGAUCCUCUUCUUGGAUGUUCUGUUCCCUCUGGCUGUAGACAAGAUCAUCUUUGUGGACGCCGACCAGAUUGUUCGGGCUGAUUUAAAAGAGUUGAGAGAUUUAAACUUGGAGGGUGCUCCUUACGGCUAUACACCAUUUUGUGAUAGCCGCGGAGAGAUGGACGGCUAUCGCUUCUGGAAAACCGGAUACUGGGCCUCACAUCUUGGACACAGAAAAUACCACAUCAGCGCUCUGUAUGUAGUAGAUUUAAAGAAGUUCCGAAAGAUUGCAGCUGGGGACAGAUUACGAGGGCAGUACCAAGCCCUGAGCCAAGACCCAAACAGCCUGUCUAACCUGGACCAGGACCUUCCUAACAACAUGAUCCACCAGGUGGCCAUUAAGUCUCUUCCUCAGGAAUGGUUGUGGUGUGAGACGUGGUGUGAUGAUGCCUCCAAAGUCACAGCUAAGACGAUAGACCUGUGUAAUAACCCAAAGACCAAGGAACCCAAACUAAUGGCUGCAGCGAGGAUUGUGCCCGAGUGGGUUGAAUAUGACAAUGAGAUAAAACAGCUGCUGAGACAAGUCCAGGAACAGGAAGACACAACAGUACAAAAACAGAGUCCCUCCCCCUCACAGCAUAAAAAAGUAGACAACCGGCGUGAUGAACUUUAGCGGCUGCCAGCACCAUGCUGAAAAGGAAGGAGGCAGCACCUUUUGCACGCAGGCCACCUGUGAAGCUUGAAGACAGACAAUUCCAUCUAAACAUAGCCAUGGCGUGUUACAUCCCCAGCUGGAGGAGGAUGUGAUAUUUUCAGAGAUGCCAUAUCUGCUCCUGCAGUCAGUACAUCAUACAAAAUCAACAAGUGAUGUAUUUGUUAACUGCCAACUGUGAACCUGUGGUGUGCUUUGAGCUCUACACUCAGAUCUUGGUAAGUAGAACAGAAAAUGAUGUAAACACAGAAAAGGUGAGGUCAGUUAAAGCACACUUUUAGGUGUGUUUGAGGAUGAAGAGAUGGCAUAUAUUGCACUGAUAAUGUAUGCAAAGAAUCUAAUGGAGAAGGCACAUUUCUAAGAAUCUUACUCUAAACAUUUAUUUUUUUAUGCCAAAUUCUUUUCAAAAGCUAUUAAUUUAGGUGUUCUUAAUUUGACGUGAGUAAACAGCAUGAAGACUUUAUUGCCUGUGACUGAAACGCCAAAGAUGGAACUGAAAUUUAUCUGUUUAUUUUGUUUUAUUCACAAAUUGCUUCAAAGUUGUUACGUCAAGAAAAGCCAUUAGCACAAGGCACAGUUGACAAUUCGCUAAACCCUGCCCCCGAGUGAUAAUAUCCCAAACCUAGCAUUGGAGCUAUGAAUAAUCAUAACUAUUGCAUGACUGGGCUGUAGAGCUUAGCCUUUGCAAAACCAAAAGCAUAGGCAUAAAUGGAAAAGAAUAAGUCAAAUGUUACACUUAUCUGUUUUAACUUGAGCUAUAAAUGUUAGCUUACUCAGCUAAGUUACUACUUACAGGAGUAACCUACCGUUAAAGGCAGGGCUCAUAUGUUAAGCUAAUUAGCUUAGUUACAACUUUUUUGAAGGACAUUGGAGAGAAUAGCGUGUCUUUUUUCUUGCAAUAAUGUACAAAUGUAUUAAUUACUCGGCAGCACGCAAACAAUGCUGCUCUCUUAUUUCAAAGUCUAUUAUAUGGAUCAUUGGCAGGUGAAGAUACUGAUGUAUUAGCAUAAAUUGGCUUCACAGAGCUAAGCUAACCAGCUGUUUUAUUUUAAGGUAAAUUUUAACCUAUAUUGUUUAAAAACAGAAAUAUAAAAACAUUUAUUUGUUGUUCCUAAUGUAUCUUUAAACUCCUCAAACUUUUUUUUAACCAUCUGAAUGAAAAUAAUAUUCUGUCCACUUUAAUUUGUGUCCCAAGUUGCUUCUGUUUUUGAGUCAAAACAAAGAUGGCAGUCCAUCUGCCUCCUGGAGAAUUGCGACCAUAAAUGUAUGAAGCAACUUAAAACACAACCAUGGACUUCAAAUUUUAAUCACUGAGUGGAUGUAAAUGUUUUGUUACUGCUUAUGUCCAGUGGUGAACCUGCUGCUGUUACUGUAACUUGUGGACGUGCUGUGAGAGCAGCUAAAAGCUCGGCAGAUAAAAUAACCUUACCUAAGGGGCAGGGCUUGACGAACAGUUGUCUGUCCUUACAAGGUGUUAAAUGUGACUUUGGCCUCGCAGACCAGGCUGGACUUCAUCAUUAAGGAUCAAAGAAUCCUCAUUUGCACACUUAAGGCCAUGGUUUAUGGGUAGGAUUUAGGAUUUUAACUUAAUACAGUAUGUUUACAUGUUACGUACAUUCAGCUUCACUGUGCUCAUUUUUGCAAGAUCCUUUCCAUUAUUUCAAUUCCACGUUGAACCAGUGUUUUUGUCUCAGGAAUAAGAUGGGUGUUGCUGCUCGACUGAAGCCAACAAUGUUUGUGUUCUUUUUCUGUCUUAAAAGUCAAUUUAAAAGAAAAAAAAAUGGGUGCAGGAAGGCUGCUCUCAGGGCGCCCAUCUUUCACUGUGCUAUGUCAAAUAGAGAUGUUUAUAUCACUGUUUGGUGUUAAGAAGUAAAUCUUUGCUACAAAACCCUCA
Acanthochromis polyacanthus (spiny chromis) is the source of this 6689-nucleotide messenger RNA. It is a transcript of the gene uggt2, whose product is annotated as UDP-glucose glycoprotein glucosyltransferase 2. Gene Ontology annotation, molecular function: UDP-glucose:glycoprotein glucosyltransferase activity. Lineage: Eukaryota; Metazoa; Chordata; Actinopteri; Pomacentridae. Bases 161 to 4756 code for a protein of 1531 amino acids. The record is from RefSeq and is a predicted model, not a curated record. The transcript has 41 exons. Gene Ontology annotation, cellular component: endoplasmic reticulum.